AUGGCCAUCAUAUUAUCAAUAAUUUUCUUGUUUGUGGGCAUUGGGUUGUUGAUCUUCGUCCACGUUUGUAUUGUUGGAAGGGCUUUCAGAAGAGGAUUCGGCAACGUCUCUGUGGCGAUGGAGAGAGGGAGCAACGGUAGUGAUAUUACAGGCAGCACAAGCAUGUCUAAAGACGACUUGGAAAAGCUUCCUUGCUUUGAUUACAUGACCAAAGACACAGCAACUAGUCCUGUGGAUUGUGCGGUUUGUUUGGAGAGCUUUCAGGUUGGGGAGAAGUGCAGAUUGUUGCCAAUCUGCAAGCACAGUUUCCACGCCGAGUGCGUCGAUGCGUGGCUUUUGCAGGCACCCUUUUGCCCGAUGUGCCGAACAAGCGCUGAUUCGAGCAAGGGGAGCGGUGAUCCUGAUGCGAGCCUUGAGAUGAUAGGAGAGAGCCAAACGGCAGAAAGAAGUGGUCAUUUGAGAAAGUAA
Morus notabilis is the source of this 468-nucleotide messenger RNA. Its product is annotated as RING-H2 finger protein ATL74. The record is from RefSeq and is a predicted model, not a curated record. Bases 1 to 468 code for a protein of 155 amino acids. The transcript has a single exon. Lineage: Eukaryota; Viridiplantae; Streptophyta; Magnoliopsida; Rosales; Moraceae.